AUGGCUGGAAAGAGAACAAGCACCACAAGACCUCGGGCAGAGCCCUCCAGGAGAGGAAGGCCGAGGAGGGCCGUGCGGAGCACGUACGCGGCCGUGGAGGGAGAAGGUUCUGAGGGCGGGCAGCCAGAGAACGAGCAGCCGGAAACACGCCAGGAACCUCCUCCCGCCGCGGGCCCGACGCAACCCACGGCCACGCAAGAGCUCCAGCAGCUGCAAACGCAGUUGCAGAACCUUCAGCAAGAGCGAGACCGGAUCGCUGCUGCCUACGCCGCCAGCCAAGAAGCAGCGGUGGCCGCGACGCAAGCGGCCGAGAUCAGGCAGCAGCUUUCACUUCUGCAGGCAGAAAUCCUCAGCAUGCAACCUCCACCUCAGCCGACGAUCCAGCCCGCUGUUCUGACCAGCGCCGGCCCGACAUUAGAUGUGCAACCGGCAAACUACGGUGGCAUGCUGCGGGGCACGUUGGACCUUCGUUCCCCCUUGUCCGAAGGAUUGCAGACCUCGCCUUGGCCAAAAACCUACAAACCUAUCACGCUCCCUAAAUUCAGCGGAAAGGCAGACCCGCGCCAAUUCCUGAUGAGUUUCGAGGCAGUCGUGGCCUCAGCUGGAGGGAAUGAAACUGUGAUGGCAAAAUCCUUCGUGAUCGCAGCCGAGGGAGAUGCCUUGGCGUGGUACUCGAUGCUCAGACCCGGGUCAAUCUAUUCAUGGGAGAACCUUCGAGACAAGAUUUUAGCGAAUUUCCAAGGAUUCGCGGUUGAAUCACUAACCUCCACGGACCUGUUCCAGUGUCGUCAGAAUCAGGGAGAGGCACUGCGGGAGUACUUCCAAAGGUUCGUGCAGACUAAGGCGAGAGCACCCGGUGUGCCGGAGGAGGUUGCCAUUGAAGCGGCCAUCAAGGGUCUUCGCAUAGGGCCCUUCGCGGCUCAUUUGGCCAGAGAAAAGCCAGCAUCCAUGCACGAGCUGUACCACGAGUUUGAGAAGUAUUGCAGGUCAGACAACGACUACCGCAAAAGGUUGGAAGACCAAAACUCUCAGAAGAGGCAGAGCAAUGAUAGAAAUUCACAGAAGAAGAACCUCAGCCAGGAUGAACGCCGGCCACAGCGAGAGGCUGGUGGACAGAUGAUGAAUAUCGAGCAACCGAAAAAUGACAGUAUUGCUUCUUCCAUGGAGAGGAGAAGGGUCACUCCACCAGAGAUUGCCCAGAUGCAAAAGAAACUCAGGAGAGGAUCAAGAGCAGGUCAGCUCCGCAACCUCCGAUACCAGUUGCUCAACCUCGGGAAGUAA
Sorghum bicolor (sorghum) is the source of this 1281-nucleotide messenger RNA. RefSeq lists its product as uncharacterized. NCBI's taxonomy places the organism in Eukaryota, Viridiplantae, Streptophyta, Magnoliopsida, Poales, Poaceae. The record is from RefSeq and is a predicted model, not a curated record. The coding region runs from base 1 to 1281 and encodes 426 amino acids. The transcript has 2 exons.